GUCGGAUUGCGUCCCGGGCUCGGCUGCAGACCCGGUGGCCCAGCCAGGCCAACAGAGCCCAGGCCAUGGGAACGGGAGCAGAUACGACAUCGGCUCGAGGAAUCUGGGGGAUGUGGACCGCAGGUUGACUACCUAGGUAGCUACCUGACUACUAACACAUGCAGAAGAAGGGUCCCGCACCCGCACGCCCACGCCCACGCCCACGCCCACGCCCAUGACAGCCGCGCCCUCAACACCAAGCUGUGGCCGCCUGUCACCAUCUCCGGUCAUGAGAAUUGGUCAAGACCGAACCGCGGAAGCCGUGCUGGAAUGUCACGCAAAUCUCCCAUGGUGACAAAUUGGGGACAGGAUAGGCAUGGGUCCAACCCUUGGCCUCGGAGCGACGCUCAGUGCUGGCUGGCUGACUCCGAGUUUGCUCCCCGAUCCACGAUCCAGGCCUCCACAACAAGGAGAAGGAAGCACACCAGACCAUCACCCAAAAUACCGGACAAUCAUCUCGCCUCCGCCCUUCCCUGCCAGUCACUGCCGAACCAGAUUUAUAUUCCUCCUCAGUCUCCUCCGUCAUCAUUGAUACCCUCGUGCCCUCCCCACCCCCUUGCUGUAGCAUCAUAGCCACACUUAUAAGCUCCCUAUUUGCUUGUCGUACAUUAUUGGAGUCUCAACAUCUCUGCAACGGCUGGACCUGCUUAUUGUUAGACCUGCACAAGACACCAACCGACCCGCCCAAAUUGUAUAAUACCCCUUCUAAGCAGCCAUGGCCUCGACCGAUACCAUCCUGCAGGGCGUCAACGUCCUUGGCGCCGUCAAGGACGAGCACAAGAAGAUCCUGACACCCCCAGCGCUGGCCUUCCUCGCCCUGCUGCACCGCUCCUUCAACAACACGCGCAAGCAGCUCCUGGAGCGCCGCAAGAUCCGCCAGGCCGAGCUGGACAAGGGCAACCUGCCCGAUUUCUUGCCCGAGACCAAGCACAUCCGUGACAAUGCGACCUGGAAGGGCGCACCGCCCGCACCCGGGCUGGUGGACAGGCGCGUGGAGAUCACGGGGCCCACGGACAGGAAGAUGGUGGUGAAUGCGCUCAACUCGGAUGUGUGGACUUAUAUGGCUGAUUUCGAAGACUCGAGCGCUCCCACGUGGGACAACAUGAUCAAUGGCCAGGUGAACCUGUAUGAUGCCAACAGGCGCCAGGUCGACUUCAAGCAGGGUCAGAAGGAGUACAAGCUCCGUACCGACCGCACAUUGCCCACGCUCAUCGUGCGGCCCCGAGGUUGGCACCUCGAGGAGAAACAUGUGACGGUCGACGGCGAGCCCAUCUCUGGCUCCCUGUUUGACUUUGGCCUGUACUUCUACCACAACGCCUUCGAGUCCAUCAAGCGCGGCACCGGCCCCUACUUCUACCUGCCCAAGAUGGAGUCGCACCUCGAGGCCCGCCUCUGGAACGACGUCUUCAACCUCGCCCAGGACUACAUUGGCAUGCCCCGUGGCACCAUCCGUGGCACCGUGCUCAUCGAGACCAUCCUGGCCGCCUUCGAGAUGGACGAGAUCAUCUACGAGCUGCGCGACCACUCCUCCGGCCUGAACUGCGGCCGCUGGGACUACAUCUUCAGCGUCAUCAAGAAGUUCAGGCAGAACAGCAACUUUGUGCUACCCGACCGUAGCGCCGUGACAAUGACGGUCCCCUUCAUGGACGCCUAUGUCAAGCUGCUCAUCCAGACCUGCCACAAGCGUGGCGUCCACGCCAUGGGCGGCAUGGCUGCCCAGAUCCCCAUCAAGGACGACAAGGAUGCCAACGACAAGGCGAUGGAGGGCGUAAGGGCUGACAAGUUGAGAGAGGUGCGCGCCGGGCACGACGGAACAUGGGUGGCCCACCCCGCCCUGGCAUCCAUCGCCGUCGAGAUCUUCAACAAGCAUAUGCCAACGCCAAACCAGCUUUUUAACCGCCGUGAGGACGUCAAGAUUGGCCAGAAUGACCUGCUCAACAUGAACGUCCCCGGCAAAAUCACUGAGGAGGGCAUCCGCAAGAACCUGAACAUUGGCCUCGGCUACAUGGAGGCGUGGGUCAGGGGUGUCGGUUGUGUGCCUAUCAACUACCUGAUGGAGGAUGCUGCCACUGCCGAAGUCUCCCGCAGUCAGCUGUGGCAAUGGGUCCGCCACGGUGUGACGACUUCAGAGGGCAAGCGUGUCGACAAGGCCUACGCCCUGAAGCUGCUCAAGGAGCAGUCCGAUGAACUUGCCAAGAAGGCCGGCCAGGGCAACAAGUUCCAAUUGGCCGCCCAGUACUUCUCAGGGCAGGUUACCGGCGAGGACUAUGCUGACUUCCUGACAUCACUGCUGUACAACGAGAUCACCACUGUUGGAAACGCUGCACCGGCAUCAAAGUUGUAAUCUAGUGCACGAAUGUGUGCAAACGGGAGUUGCGCCGCUUUGAUUCAUGGGGCAAAAUCUUUUAACGAAGCAUGUACGAGCUGCAACCCAACAAUAUUUAUACUAUUUUGCUCUACAAUUCCUGAUCCAUGUGUGGGACCCUACUUGUUUGCAUCUCUGGCUCCUUACUCAAUCGACAUGUUUCUACGGGACGUCAUAUGCAUUGAUAUAGUUUUGGCGACUGUUGAGACGAGCAACUCAGACUUCAGGUUUUAGGGAAAAGAUACCACCGGCCAUCCCAUUCAUUCAAUUUCAAUUUGUUUCCUGCAGAUGUAAAGGAUUAAGCCAAGAGGAAAGCAG
Diaporthe batatas is the source of this 2722-nucleotide messenger RNA. RefSeq lists its product as uncharacterized. Gene Ontology annotation, molecular function: malate synthase activity. Gene Ontology annotation, biological process: glyoxylate cycle. Bases 755 to 2383 code for a protein of 542 amino acids. The record is from RefSeq and is a predicted model, not a curated record. Lineage: Eukaryota; Fungi; Ascomycota; Sordariomycetes; Diaporthales; Diaporthaceae. The transcript is spliced from 6 exons. Gene Ontology annotation, cellular component: peroxisomal matrix; cytoplasm.